AUGACUUUGACCGACGAUAAAAUCGAGGAGCCGGUGGUUGAAACAGAAGUGCAUUUUACAGCACCAGCUAUCCAGAACAACCCUGAUGGAUGGGGACCUUGUGAGUUGCCGGAUCAGUUCCGCGACAUUCCAUAUCAGCCAUUUUCUAAAGGUGAUAGAUUAGGAAAAAUUUCUGACUGGACCGGCGUUGCUUUCCAGGAUAAAAAAUUCACAAACAAAUACCAAUCUCAAUUUGGAUCCGGAAGUCAAUACGCAUACUACCACGACGAAGAUGAGUCAACCUUCCACCUGGUGGACACGACCCGCGUGCAAAAGCCGCCAUACCAACGUGGGCGUUUCAACAAGAACCAGCGCAACCUCCGCGGCCGCGGCGGCCAGCGCGGUGGGAUGAACGCCCUGCAACAGCUGGGUAAAUUGAAGCUGCGCGAACGCGAGCGCAAAGGUCAAACCAAGCGCUGGGGUCGCAACAACAAAAACAACCCGCCGAACAAAAACCGGGACGCUUCUGUUACUGUACGUCCUGACUGGUCAACUAUUGAAGAAAUGGACUUCCCCCGCUUGGGGAAACUAAGUCUUCCAAACAUCAAAGACGGAGAAGACAUUUUAUGUUGCGGCUCUUUGGAGUAUUAUGACAAGACAUACGACCGAGUUAACGUCAAAAAUGAAAAGCCACUGCAGCGUGUGGAUAGAAUUUUCCACACUGUCACUACUACUGAUGACCCGGUCAUCCGAAAAUUGUCCAAGACCGAGGGAACGGUCUUUGCCACUGACGCCAUCUUGGCUACCAUUAUGUGCUGCACCAGGAGCAACUAUAGUUGGGAUAUUGUAAUUGAAAAAAUCGGAGACAAGCUCUUCUUCGAUAAGAGAGACAAUACGGAGUUUGAUUUGUUAACAGUUAAUGAAACUAGCGUUGAGCCUCCACAAGAUGACGGGAAUUCUUUGAAUUCUCCACGAAAUUUAGCCUUAGAGGCUACUUUUAUCAACCACAACUUCUCUCAGCAAGUUUUAAAGUCCAGCGAACCCAGAUUUAAAUUCGAGGAAGGAAAUCCUUUCAUUUCCGAAGAAGAGGAAGGUGAUGUAGCCUCGGUAGCUUAUCGGUACCGCAAAUGGGACCUGAACAACGGCAUCACCUUAGUUUGUCGUUGCGAGCACGAUGCUGUCUUGCAGGGCCCUAAUGGAGAAAUCCAAUUUUUAACUAUCAAAGCUUUGAAUGAGUGGGACUCGAAGCUAGCCAACGGAGUUGAGUGGCGUCAAAAAUUGGACACUCAGAGAGGAGCUGUUCUUGCAAACGAGCUAAGAAACAACGCAUGCAAACUCGCAAAAUGGACUGUUCAGGCCCUCCUUGCUGGAUCUGAUCAAAUUAAGUUUGGAUAUGUCUCUCGUGCUAGCGUUCGUGACUCGUCAAAACAUGUUAUACUAGGAACUCAGCAGUACAAACCUAUUGAGUUUGCUAGACAGAUAAAUUUGAACAUGGACAACGCUUGGGGAAUUUUGCGUUGCAUUAUAGACAUUUGCUUGAAGCAAAAAGAUGGUAAAUAUCUGAUAAUGAAGGAUCCAAACAAGCCUAUGAUCCGGUUGUAUGAUAUUCCCGAUAAUACUUUUGAGAGCGAGGAUGAGGAGGAAGAGGAUGAAGAAGAAAUGGUCAAUGACGCGUUCCAGAAUUAA
This is a messenger RNA of Cotesia congregata, 1665 nucleotides long. The record is from the annotation of a GenBank genome assembly. NCBI's taxonomy places the organism in Eukaryota, Metazoa, Arthropoda, Insecta, Hymenoptera, Braconidae.